CCGGGUGGGAGGAAGGGACGCGGCUGUUCGGUAAGCUGCGCUGCUACCCCUGCCUAGCAUCGUGACUAGCCGCCGCCGCUGCUGGCAGCUCCUGAGGGAGGCGCAGAAUUCACGUUUGCUUCAAAGCGGCGAGUCCCAUCUUUGAGAUAAAACCACAGGUUUGGGGUAAUGAGAGUGGAGGAGUGAAUGAGGCAGGUGUCCCAGUAGAACAUUGGCAGACGAGUGGGAGGCCGGGCAAGGAUGCUGGAGGCGGAUGCAGACCCAGCAGGUGCAGCAGUCGAGGGAGAAGGGGAAGCAGAGAUGGGGAGCAGAGACUUGAAGGCUGAGGUGGUGCGGUUGACCCUGGAGCUCCAAGAGGCCACAGAGGAAAAGCUACAGGCAGCCCGCUAUGGUCUGGUGGUGCUGGAGGAAAGUUCUGCCCUCAAGAUGAAACACAGGCAGCUGGAAGAAGAGCAUGAAACCCUCAAAGUGGAGCUACAGCAGCUCAAAGAGGCGUUUGCAGAUUCCGUGAGCAGCCAGAAGCGUGCAGCUGCUGAUGGAGAGUGCAGGGAGGAGAGCCUGCUGCAGGAGACUGCCACUAAAGAGGCUGCCAUGGCAACCCGCAUAGAGGAAGUUCAGGCAGAACUCAAGCAAGCACGUCUUGCUCUAAGCAAUGCCCACGCAGAAAUCGAUAGACUGGGGGUAGUCUCCACCCAACUAAAGAAGGAAUGCGAAUGUCUGGAAGCAGAGAAGGGCCAUCUGAGGGAUGAAAUGAAGGAAUAUAAAGUCCGUGAGCUGCGGCAAUUGCAGGACAAUGGUGAGCUAGAAGAAGAGAACAUAUCUCUGCAAAAGCAGGUGUCUGUGCUCAAGGAAAACCAGGUUGAAUUUGAGUCAAUAAAGCUAGAGCUGACCCACAAGAAUGAGGAGCAGGAGGAACUGCGAGGACAGCUGGACGAGGCAGCAAGAUUGAGGGAGAUUGCAGAGAGGCAGCUGGAUGAGGCCCUUGAAGCCCUAAAGGAGGAGAGGGAGCAGAAGAACAGUCUGCGGCGAGAGCUCUCUGCCUUGACCCUUAACCCCUUUGAUUCUGUGGGGAACCUGGAGCUCCACCUGGAGCAGCUGGAUGAUAGCCAGGAGGAGGGCCAGGGUGGAGAGGGAGAAGGUGAAGGUGAGGAAGAGAACCAGGACAGCGGUUUUAAUAAUGGUCCUGGAUCUGCUUCCAGUUCUGCUCACCCUCCUCACUUGGGUGGCUCUAAAAGCAACGGCCUCAUCCAUCGCUACUCCACUCCACGCAACAGUGACGUGUUCCUGCGUGCUCCAGCCUCCGGGCUGGUGUCAGACCUGCUGAGCGAGCUGCACUUUUCAGACAGUCAGAAACUUAAACAGCAGCUCCUACAGGCGGAACGAGAGAAGUCCGGCCUGGUCAGCAAGGUGGAGGAACUGCAGAUGCAGCUGGUAAUGUCCAAACAAGCACUCAGUCAGCAGGAAGACAAAGUUGGCUCUCUGACCCAGCAGCUUGAAGCAGUGCAGAGCAGUCAGCAUCACAACCAAGACACCGACGACCAUGGAGAUGAUGAGACAGAAAAUGGAGACGGUGCCGUCUUUGACUAUGAGGUGGACACCAAGAGCAAGGAGGUGCUGGAGGCUCGCAUGCGCUCAGCUAGCGAAGAGCUUCUGAAGCUGCGAGAUGAACUGUCUCAGGCAGGAGCUCGUUAUAACACCCUGGAGCAGAGAUACAAGCAGGAGAAGGAUCGUUGGAGGGCAGAGGCCCAGGAGCUGGCUGACAAAAUCCGUCAGUGCAUCAAGUCCAGUAAGCAAGAUCAAGAGCGCAUCAGCGAUCUGGAGAAGGAGAUUGGAGCCACUCGUAAGGUGGCAAUUGAUUCUGAAGGGCACUUGAGCGUUGCUCAGGAAGAGCUGCUGGCUUUCUCUGAGGAGCUGUCCAACCUCUACCACCACAUCUGUGUGUGCAACAACCUAACACCCAAACGGGUCACCCUGGACUAUUACCGUGAUGGCGCCAGGGCAAGCGGUGGAGGAGGCAGUGCACGAAGAUCACACGUCUAUCCUCCCAACACCCAGAAGAAGCCUCGAGCCAAUGACAUGUUCAUUUCCAAAGCUGCAGCAUUGCAAUUUAUGGGAGAGGUAGACAGUGCAGGAGCCAGUGUGGAUUCUCCAAAUUGCCCUGGAUCUCCCACCCUGGAUUUCAGGGACCCUUCCAACGUUCGUAACUUGGUAGCAGUCAUCCGUUGCCAGAUCAAACACCUGCGGGUGGCAGUGGACCUUUGUCGUCAGAGGGGUGCAAUGCCUUACUCAGGAUUCAGCAGCAGCGGCGAGGCAGAGCGGGAUGCUGAAAGCCUUUUGGAGGAAGUUCUAAAACUCAAGUCCCUCCUCAGCACCAAGAGAGAACAGAUUGCUACCCUCAGGACUGUCCUUAAGGCUAACAAACAGACUGCAGAGUUGGCCUUGUCCAAUUUGAAAACCAAGUAUGAGACAGAGAAGAGCAUGGUGUCAGAGACUAUGAUGAAACUGAGGAAUGAGCUCAAAGCCCUGAAAGAGGACGCUGCCACCUUCUCUUCACUCCGAGUCAUGUUUGCCAGUCGGUGUGACCAGUAUGUUACCCAGCUGGAUGAGAUGCAGAGGCAGCUUGCAGCUGCUGAGGAUGAGAAGAAGACCCUGAAUUCUCUGUUGCGUAUGGCCAUCCAGCAGAAACUGGCUCUUACCCAACGUUUGGAGGACCUGGAGGCUCCUAUGUCUCCCCACAGCUUGAACAGCAGCCCCCGUCGCUCCAGGGCCAAAGAGCUUGCUACCAAGUCAGGCCGGGCCCCUCGGAGCCCCCGAAGCAGUCCUGCUCGCCCACCACUGAGAAGCAGUCCACGGUCUAGCCCAGUUCUCGGCAGCAGCGUUCCUGCCAUGGCCACUCACCACCUGCGAGCUCUAACAAGAAGCCUCCACACAAGCCCUCGCUGAAACACUCCUUCCAUUACUCCAAACCCCCUCUUCUCCAUAAGGACCUGUCUUCAUGUUGACUCCCCGGCUCCCUCCUCCUUUCCUGACUUGAGACAUCCUGUCCAUCCCAGAUAUGAUGCUACAUUACCCUCUCUGCCCACCAGAACCAUGGAUUGAAAAAAGUUUUAAAAAAACAAAAAAAAAAAGCUCUCAUCCCACCCUCUUGGUCUUCUCUGCUUGGAGUGGAGAAACCUGCAUGCAGCCUGGAGAAGGAUGAAGAGACAAAUGCGCUGCUCAUUUCUCUGUGAAGUCAUUGACUGUGUCUUGUCCAAAGUGGUUCCAACUUCCAUCUGGUCUUGUUCAAGGCUGUGUGUAGCGGUGAACCGUUGACGGUAUUUAUUCCAGAAUGAAAGAUUUCUUGUGUACAAUAUUUCCUGUCCUCAGAUUGAUUCAAGGCUAUGAUCUGUUCUCCGAAGGCUCUAAGUCUUUACACUCUUGCCUUUAGUCUGGCAUCCUGUCCAGGCCUGUCUGGCAUCUUUUAGUGUUGGUAAGCCAUUAGGUCAUCUGUGAUAGCUUUCCCAGGUAGUUGUUUUUAUAGAACAAUGCAGCCUUAUUCACAGAAUUGCUGUCUUAAAAGUAGAGCUUGCUGUUGUCUUGAGAUUUCUUCCUUUUCCUGGUGGUGCAGUUUCAUGCCCUUUUUAUUCUGUGACAUUUCUAGUUCUUUGACUCGGGCCUCUCUGCCACACCCUUUAACUAGAGGGCAGUAAAUAUGCCAUUUCAUAUGGAAACAGAUCAGCCAUAAGUUCACCACCUCAGGUCAAACACUGAGUAUUCAGACACAUGAUUUAGGAAAUUUUUAAUGUGCAUCUUACUUUGCAAACUAUGCAGAACAAAUCAGGACAGUGCCUGUAUACUUCCUGCUGUUGUUUAGGCUCAAGGUGAGUUUUAAAGCGUAUGUUCGCUUUCAAUUAAAAGUGGCCAGCUGCAGCUAUUUUACAACAGACAUUUGACAUCUGUUAGAAUCAACAGCUUUUGAAAAUCAUUUCUUAGUGCAGUGUGGUGCAACUGCAGGCAUCCCAUUGACAGGCUUCGUCUUGUUAGGCUGUUAGUUUUAAAAGACACUGUCUCACAUCACUCAAGAAUUCAAGUGGCUUGGUUUGCCCUAAAACUGAUACAUCUUCCAUGCCCAUUUUUCUCAAUGACACUGACAACCGUCUCCAUUCAACUUCUGCUUUUUAUUGCUCCUUUGAACAGCUAAGCAACAAUAUUCGUGUUCUGUGUUUCAUCAUUUUAGAUCACCAUGCUUUUGUGUGCUUCCAAAAUACGCACAUCCUGUAGUAAGGAAGUAGUAUCACCCACAGCGAGUUGCUUCUUCUAUGGCUGCAGCAUCCACUGUUUUCAGUUUGGAAUGCUAAUAGCGUACGCAGGUGUUUUUGGGGUUGCUGCUUGUAGAAAAUUGAAGUAAUAAUGAUGCCCCUUAUUUUGAAAAAGCAUUACACUGUACUUUACAUCUAGUAACACAUUCUAACUUUAAUCCAAAUGCACUAAAUUUUAGAAAGCUGCACAUUUAAAGUGCAUCGUAACUAACACAUGACAUUGCAUUGGUAACCAGAAAAAAAAAACAUAUAAAUGUCCAUGGAUGACCCCUACAAGGAUCGCUUAAUAAGUAGUUUGACACCAGGGCUGUAAUUAUAGGACAGCAUUCCAUAUGUUACUAUUGGCACUAUACCUGUCUCUUCCAGAGCAGCCUAAAUUUAAAUUGCCUGAUGAAACCAAUCACAGUCCUUUAGACCAGAUUUGGAAACAGUUGUUUGAAGAGUAAACGCAACAAAACUUUGACCCCAAUUGUUUAAGCUCAGCCGCCCUGUUACUGUUACUACUGAGUGUGGUUUUCUAGAAGAAGCCACAUUCUGCUGACGUAUUUUUUGUUUGUUUUUUUGUUUUGUUUUUGUGCCUUGGUUUUGGUUCUGUCUGUUGUUUUUAGACUACACCACAUUUUCUAAAUAGAGACUACUGUCCAGCACUGUAGUUGUACAUUUUUUUUAAAGGUGUGUAUUAAUUGCUUUUGAGGAAGCUCAUUGAGCAGUGUUAGCACUGAAUAAGGUGAUAACAUUUUGGUAAAAUAUUUUCACUUUUUAGCUUGUAACAACUCUUUAAUAUUACCUAAAGAAUAAUUUAACACGAAUUUCCCUUGAAAUUAACGCUCACUGAUUUGAGAGAACUGUUAUGCUAAUCAUGGUUACUGUAAAGAUUAUGAAGGAAUUACUCAUGGCUCAUGGUUGCUGCUGUAACGUUUUGAAAAUGAUGUUGGCAGUUUCUGAAGUGAAAGAGGAGCUCAGCUAUUUAUGGUUGAAAGUUCACAGACUCCCACUAAAAAGUGAAAAUGCUUUAUCAUGAUGUCAUAUUACACUGAAGGUUGUAAAUGGAUUUCUUAAUCUAUUUAAUUCUCUCUGUGAAGAUGUGUGUAUAAUUUAAUUUACCACUGUUGUAUAAUAUUUUAACUGUAUUUAUGUGGUCAGCAUUCUGUGUAAAUUGUUCUAGAAGACAACAUGCACCCACUCCACGUACCACAUUUGAUGGUCCUCAACUUUUUAUGUGUAUACAAGUUUUAUUGACCUGUGACCCACUUUUGUCAUGAAGAAAUAAAAACAAGCCAACACUGUA
Messenger RNA from Amphiprion ocellaris (clown anemonefish), 5586 nucleotides. RefSeq lists its product as uncharacterized. The record is from RefSeq and is a predicted model, not a curated record. Gene Ontology annotation, cellular component: Golgi apparatus; cytosol. Gene Ontology annotation, molecular function: cytoskeletal adaptor activity; dynactin binding; dynein complex binding. Bases 241 to 2943 code for a protein of 900 amino acids. Gene Ontology annotation, biological process: regulation of microtubule cytoskeleton organization; protein localization to organelle; microtubule anchoring at microtubule organizing center. Lineage: Eukaryota; Metazoa; Chordata; Actinopteri; Pomacentridae. The transcript has 10 exons.